AUGGGGAAAAUGGAGGGCUACUUGAAAUCUCCCUGUGAUAGCUUGAACAGAAGAGAAGUGAACAUUCUUUCACCCUCUCUUUCUCUCAUCUCGCUCGCUACACAUAGUCCUACCUUUCCCUCUCACAUUCCCAGUUCCUUUCUUUCUCUUUUUCUUCCGCAGCUUUACGGACAAUUUCAUUUUUGGACUUCUUUGCACCCUCUACAAACUGGUGACCGACGUGAGACACUACAUUUAAAAAAAACAAACAAAACGAAGAGGAAGGACACAAUGGAAUCACAAUCUUCGGAAACCCCUCUCGCCACACUAUCGUUGAAUAUCCCGGCUUUCAACACGACUAACACUAAGUCCUGGUUCGUUCAAAUCCAGGCAUUAUUUGAUGCGAAGCGAAUCACCUCCCAGAGAACCCGGUAUUGUUACUUAGUGGAAAAACUGCCAGCAGACAUCGUCGAGGAAGUAAUGGAUUUACUGGAAAAUGUCCCGGAUGACAACCCGUACGAUAGACUCAAGGAAGCAAUUUUAAAACGGACCAGUGCCUCGAACGAAGCCAUGCUACGCAACCUUUUCACUCAGGUUGAAUUAGGAGACCGCACCCCAUCGCAGUUAUUGAGGCACAUGCGAACCUUACUGGGUGACAACAAAAUGUCCGAGAACAUUAUGCGGAGCUUAUGGCUGGACAAGUUACCCACUACAACAACACAAAUCCUCGCACCCAUGACGGAGGAAACGCAGACAGAAAAACUCGCGGACAUUGCAGAUCGGAUCCAUGAAAGUUUUCGAAGCCGCAGGGUAAACUCUAUCCAACCACAACCAGCCCAACAAAGAGACAGGGAAUUUAACGACCUCAAGUCUACUGUAGAAAGGUUGUCUAUACAAUUACAAGGCUUACUGCAAAAAGACCGACAGUACCGCCGCGAUAAAUGUCCAGGCUACAGAAAGCGAAGUUUCAGCAGAGGCCGGACUGACAACCGCAAUCGAAAAGAUGAAAUUUGUUACUACCACAAAAGGUUUGGUCCUGAGGCGAGACGUUGUACACAUCCUUGUUCUUUCAACAACGCGAAUGCGGGAAACGGAAAUUCCAGCCAGUAG
Molecule: messenger RNA, 1089 nt
Organism: Acanthosepion pharaonis
Lineage: Eukaryota; Metazoa; Mollusca; Cephalopoda; Sepiida; Sepiidae
Source: the annotation of a GenBank genome assembly